This is a messenger RNA of Microcebus murinus (gray mouse lemur), 4347 nucleotides long. RefSeq names its product transducin beta like 2 (gene TBL2). The record is from RefSeq and is a predicted model, not a curated record. Gene Ontology annotation, cellular component: endoplasmic reticulum. Lineage: Eukaryota; Metazoa; Chordata; Mammalia; Primates; Cheirogaleidae. Gene Ontology annotation, biological process: endoplasmic reticulum unfolded protein response. Gene Ontology annotation, molecular function: protein binding.
AACCCUCAACAGCCAGGCCCCGCCCCUCAGGGCGCCCCAACGGCCAGGCCCCGCCCCUCGAGGCGCCCUAACAGCCAGGCACCGCCCCUCGAGGCGCUCUAACAGCCAGGCCCCGCCCCUCGAGACGCUCUAACGGCCAGGCUCCGCCCCUCGAGGCGCCCCAACGGCCAGGCCCCUCCCCCGCGUGCGUGCGCGGCCUCGCGGAAACGGGCGGGCGCCCGCGUCGUCAGAGGCUGAGGUGGCAGCCGCCCCGCCAACAUGGAGCUGCCGGAGAUGCCGCAGCUGAUGGGGCUGUCGCUGUUGCUCGGGCUGCUGGCCCUGAUGGCGACGGCGGCGGUAGCGCGGGGGUGGCUGCGCGCUGAGGAGGCGAAGAGCAGCCGGUCCGCCAGCCAAAAAGCAAAUGGAUUUCCACUUAGCAAAAGCUCGGCAUCCAAGAAGCAGAAACAGCAUCAGCGGAUUCGCAAGGAGAAGCCUCAACAACACAACUUCACCCAUCGCCUCCUGGCUGCAGCACUGAAGAGCCACAGCGGGAACAUAUCUUGCAUGGACUUCAGCAGUAAUGGCAAGUACCUGGCCACCUGUGCAGAUGAUCGCACUAUCCGCAUCUGGAGCACCAAGGACUUCCUGCAGCGGGAGCAUCGCAGCAUGAGAGCCAACGUGGAGCUGGACCAUGCCACCUUGGUGCGCUUCAGCCCUGACUGCAGAGCCUUCAUUGUCUGGCUGGCCAGUGGGGACACCCUCCGUGUCUUCAAGAUGACCAAGCGAGAGGAUGGGGGCUACACAUUCACAGCCACCCCAGAGGACUUCCCUAAAAAGCACAAGGCACCUGUCAUCAACAUUGGCAUUGCUAGCACAGGGAAGUUCAUCAUGACUGUCUCCAGUGACACGACUAUCCUCAUCUGGAACCUGAAAGGCCAGGUGCUAUCUACCAUCAACACAAACCAGAUGAACAAUACGCAUGCAGCUAUAUCCCCUUGUAGCAGGUUUGUGGCAUCAUGUGGCUUCACCCCGGAUGUGAAGGUUUGGGAAGUUUGCUUUGGGAAGAAGGGGGACUUCCAGGAGGUUGUGCGAGCCUUUGAACUGAAGGGCCACUCUGCAGCUGUCCACUCCUUCGCUUUCUCCAACGACUCCCGGAGGAUGGCCUCCGUCUCCAAGGAUGGUACAUGGAAACUGUGGGACAUUGAUGUGGAAUACAAGAAGCAGCAGGACCCCUACUUGCUGAGGACAGGCCGCUUUGAAGAGGCGGGCACCACGCUGUGCCGCCUAGCACUCUCCCCUGACGCCCAGGUCUUGGCCUUGGCCAGCGGCAGCAGUAUUCAUCUCUACAAUACCCGGCGGGGUGAGAAGGAGGAAUGCUUUGAGCAGGUCCAUGGAGAGUGUAUCACUGACUUGUCCUUUGACAUCACUGGCCGGUUUCUGGCUUCCUGUGGGGACCGGGCUGUACGGCUCUUCCACAACACCCCUGGCCAUCGGGCCGUGAUGGAGGAAAUGCAGGGCCACCUGAAGCGGGCCUCCAAUGACAGCACCCGCCAGAGGCUGCAGCAGCAGCUGACCCAGGCCCAGGAGGCCCUGAAGAGCCUGGGGGCCCUGAAGAAGUGAAGGGCAUGGCAGGAGGGGUCGGCCACCUGCUCCCCAGCUGCUGCCACUUUUCUUUCCCAGGUACUCCUGGCUGGAAACCUUUUGAAAGGAGUCUCCUGAUUUUCUCAUUGGUGGCCCCUCUCCUCUUUUUCGCAUUGAAGCUGUUCUUGCCUGCUUAGAUCUCUCUCUCUUCUUCUUGGGUGUGACUCCUCCCAGAUUACUGACCAAGGUGCUACUUUUACUCCUGGGCCCAAGGGGUGGAAUCUGUCCUCACACAGCACCCAGGAAAGUGGUAGAAGAGAGUGAAAACAUGGUUUUUGACCUUGUGACAUACCCUGAUACCCAGAAAAGUUUGUGAGUGUGGAGGCAAUACCUAGGAAACACCUGAGUACUAAGCAGCACUGUACAAGGGUGGGAGGCUGGCACAUCUUCCGGAACAGAACUAUGCUCAGGGAUUAGGGCAAGGCUAGUCUUAACUUAGUCCUAAGUCCACCAAAAAGUAGGUAAGGGAUUUCAUUCUUGGCCUCAGUUUUCUUAUUUGUAAAAUGGAGAAUAAGCCUCUCUGUGACCUCUGCAAAGAUGUGAGGCUAAGAGAGUAUAAAGUCCCUAGGUUUGGGAGAAAAAUGGAAAAGAGUAGUGAUAUUGUCCAGGUAAGAGUAGAAAUCAGCGUGGUUCAAAACCAAAUUAGAAAGAAAGAAACACAUUCCUUGGGAAGGCGAAGUUUUCUGGGACUUGGUCCUACUUUUUGUAUGGUUUUGCUUUAAGUAGUGUGGAAGAAUCAUAAAAUACCAAGAUGGGGCUCCUGUCUUCCAGGAGGUUCUUUCCUUUUUGAGGAGACCUGUUUUUAGUUCAUCAGGUAGUUGAGUGCCUACUGUGUGCCCAACACGGCACUAGGCCCUGCAGAUAUACGUGAGUACGACACGGUUUCUGCCAUCAAAGAUGGCUGGUGGAAGAGAGAGCCAGACACAUCUGUUAAGUGCUUUUUGUUAAUUUGUUCGUAGCCACAGUAGGCUGUUGUAAAAGUCAAGGCAAGAGAGAGGAUUGAAUCUGAACAAAGGCCAUGGCUAUGCAGUUGAAGGGGUAGAUUUGAUAAGAGAGUAGGAAUUUGGAAAUUUAAAUUUUUGAAUUUGAGGACUUCUUGGAUAUGGGAGGUAAGAGAAAUGAGGAAUCUAGAAAGACUUGGGUCUAAGCAAAAUGUGUUCAUCUAAAAUCAAAGUCUGGGUCUCUCUCACUGAAACUGGUCUUCCUCUGGUUGUCCCCAACCUAUAAAUGUUUGACUAAGCCAUAACCUUGGAGUUACCCUCCAUUGCUCUCCAUCUCACCACUGCUACUGCCAUCUACUCAUCAGAACAUUCUUUUGGUCACGCUCCACAUGACAUCCUGAAUCUGCUGCUUUUCUCCAUAGUUUCUGUUAGUAUCCUGCUCCUAGCCAGUGUCACCUGCUGGACUACUAUAAUAUCACUUCCUAAUUGGUCUGUCUCCUCUCUGUUGCCUCAUGAAAUUACUUUUGUACCUAACAGUGAUCUUUUGAAAAUGUAAACCACAUUAUUCCCUGGGUAAAAGACUCCAAAGGCUUCCCAUUGACACUUGGGAUAAAAUCCAGAAUUCUUACCAUGGUUUGCAUAGUCCUUUGUAAUCUGGCUUCUUCCUUCUUCUGUGACCUUUUUAUUGCUCUCCCAGCCACCCCAACAUUGCUGUUCUCUGAACCAGCCAACCUAUUUCCAACCUCGAGUAGGACUGGUUCCUAUGCUGUUCCCUCUGCUUGGAAGCAUUUUUCUCUUCCGUUGGCAGAUUUGUCAUGUUCAUCACAAUUCAGUUCUCAGUUGCAGUUACACUUCAGAGAGAUGCUCUUCCACCCAGUCAGAAGUAGCCCUUUCCACCAGUCAUCACAUUACACCACAUUAGCUUUUCAAAUUUAUUUUAUAUUAAUGGUCUCUGAAAUUAUCUUGUUUGGAUAUUUGUUUGCUUCAGGGGUUUCAGCUUAAAUGCUUAUGGAUGUCAGUGCGUAACAUAAAUGUGGGAAUUGGGCCAUAGUCAUCUGGGUAUGAGACAGUAGGAAAUGGUGGGGACAGAAGGGAGCUGGAGGGCUGUGUCCUAGGUAUGGGGCGGCGGAUGCUGACUACUUAUCAUUCAAGGUAUCCAGCAGAAGUUGCCUGUUUUAAAGAAGCUAGAAGUUGGCGACAACUUAUUUUUCAAAAAAAAAUUAAGCACUGUAUGGACCAGACAAAACACUAAUGUGGGCCAGAUGCCAUCCCAGUCUCUCCAUGGCAGCUUCCCACUGGAAUGUGAGCUCCAGGAGGGCAGACUCCUUAUAUCUUGCUUUCUUGGGGUUCCAAGCACAGUACCUGAGACACAGUAAGCACUCAAUAAAUGUUGGAUUCAAACCGGGGGCAGUCAACAGAAAUUUUGGUAUCUUCUCCAUGUAUCUUCCUGCCCAGUCUCCACCAUGGUUUCAUGUUCCUAUUAAGGAACUUCCGACUGAUAAUGCUAUGGACACAGGGCCUGGUGAAUAUUUACUUUCUGAUUGUCAAAAGAAUGAGUCUAAAAAGUUUUUCCUUUGCAUACUUGUUUUGAGAAGCAGCUUUGGCAUUACUGCCAUUGUACAUCCAAGAGAAAAAAUGACAAUAUGUUGUUGCUGAAGUCAGAAGUCUUCAGAUUCAGUCUCCACUGGGUCACUUACUGACUUGAGACCUGGAGCCAGGUAGGCCACUUGACCUCUCUGAGUUUGUUUCCUCAUCUGUAAAAUGGGAAUAAAUCCUGUUUUGUCUA